Molecule: messenger RNA, 2953 nt
Organism: Vigna unguiculata (cowpea)
Lineage: Eukaryota; Viridiplantae; Streptophyta; Magnoliopsida; Fabales; Fabaceae
Gene: RIP2
Product: ROP interactive partner 3
Source: RefSeq, a predicted model, not a curated record
UUUCCUCCAUUUUUCAUUCUGGGAUUUAUCUUGCUAAACAGUUUGAAAAAUGGGGGAAUAAAAUCUGCUUCUAUUUUCAUGAGACCUGUGUUUAAUUUUCGAAGUCAAGCCCAGUUUUACAAAACAAAAAAUAUUUUUUACCAUGACACAUGAAAGAGGUUCGAGGUUAUAGUUGUCUGCUAGCCCACCCAAUCAUUGCUAGCUAUUAUUGUUCUGUUUUCGACAUGAUGGGUUUGGAAAAAUCGGUUGCAUUUUAGUUUUAGUGCGGCAUUUUAAAGGAUGCUUAAAGGGGUUAACAUGGUAGUUUGUUGGCGGUCAAUGGUGGCUCAAGUGUAACGUGGCACUGUGGAGUAAAAGGGAGGAAAGGUCUAAAACAAAUUUGAAAAAGUUGGGAGAUGGGCUUCUUAGUUAUAUUUUUCUAAUUGUUUUGGUGUAAUGUUCUAUUUGUUUCAGAUUUGUUUUGUUUUGAACUUGGUAGGUGGUAGUGGAGUUAGUUUACUUGGAGUUUCUUUGAAGGGAUUAUGUGCGGUUUGUUUGUUGGGUUUUUUGUUGAAUGCUGAUCCCAGGUGGUCAUCUAAUGUAAAGUGCAAAGUGCAAACCAUAAACCAUUGUCUCUUCUCUCUGUUAUAAAUCAAAUUCCUUAUUGUCUUUGUUUCUUUAUCAGAUUCCUAUUGCAGGAAGUGUGGGUCAGGGCUUUCAAGGAGAGGUUCUUUAACUCACACCUGAUCUUAGAGUAUGCAGACACCAAAAGCAAGCAGAGCUGGUUCUUCAGAAGUGCCAAGAAAAUGUCCAGCAUCUCCUCAGACUGCAAGAAAAAUGAAGACGCCAGGCUCUGACACUGACUCAGUCUCAUCAUCUCCAAAACCAGCUAGUAAGACACCUAAAAACAAAAGUCCAAAGGUCACAGAGCGCAAGUCACCACGAAGUCCAGUAUCCGAGAAGAAACCAAGUAGGGUUCAAGAAUUGGAGUCUCAGCUUGCUCAACUUGAAGAAGAUCUGAAGAGAACCAAGGACCAACUUAACUCCUCUGAGUCAUGGAAGAAGAGAGCUCAGCAGGAGGCUGAAGAAGCAAAGAAGCAGCUUCUGGUCAUGUCAAAAGAGCUUGAAGAAUCCCAGCAACAGCUUCUGGAACUAUCUGCUUCUGAAGAGGAACGGCUUCAAGAACUCCGCAAGAUUUCUCAAGAUCGAGAUCGGGAAUGGCAAUCUGAGCUGGAGGCUGUCCAGAAGCAGCACUCAAUGGAUUCAACUGCGCUGGUGUCUGCCAUGAGUGAAAUCCAGAAACUGAAAAUUCAACUUGAAAGAGUGCGUGAAUCUGAAGCUGUUCAUAUUAGCAAUGCUGAGUCAGAUAAUGCUGAGAUUGAGGAUUUGAAGAUGGAGCUUGAUGAAGCCCUCACUCUAGUGGAAAAGCUGAAAAGUGAGUUGAGUGAUUGCAAGGAAUCUGAAUCCCGGGCUUUGGAAGUAGUUGGAAAAACUCAAAUGCAAUUAGAAUCAGCAAACAAAACCGUGGAAACAGUCCAGUUAGAAGGUGUUAAAACAUUAGAAGCUUAUAAAGCCUUAGCUUUAGAGUUGGAACAAUCAAGAGAGCAAGUGAAAUCAUUGGAGGAACUUGUCAGCAAACUUCAGACUGAUUUGGUUGCUCCUGCAAACAAAAAUACGUCUGAUCCAGUCAAUGAAGUAGAACACGAACUAGCACAAAAAAAUGCAGAAAGUGAGGAUAUAAGCCAGCUCAAAGCUGAGCUUGUUUCUGCCAAAUCUGAAGCAGCACAGUUAAAGUCUGCACUUGAUGUUUCUGAGAUACGGUACCAAGAAGAGUAUAUUCGAAGCACGUUGCAGAUUAGAAGUGCUUUUGAACAACUGGAGCAUGUAAAAUCAGAAUCUUCUCAGAGACAGAUUGUGCUAAAUGAGGAAUUGAAGAAGGCUAAAGCUGAUAUUGAAGAGUUAAGGGAAAGGCUGAUGGACAAGGAAUCUCAGUUGCAGGGUUUAUCUGUGGAUAAUGAGAUGCUCCUGUCAAGGAUUAAGCAAAGCCAGCCUAGUGAAACGGAAUCUGAAGCUGUGGUGGAGCUCAAAAAAUUGGAUGCUGAUGUAAUUGAGUUGAAGGAAAGAUUAUUGGAGAGAGAGACAGAACUACAAAAUGUAACUGAGGAAAACAAUGCAUUGAAGAUGGAAAUAAAGAGGGUGGAAUUAGAGAAGAGUAAAAUCCCUGGAGAGGCUGUUGCUUCUGCUGAAGCAGCAAGGGCUGAGGCAUUGAUGAAACUUGACCACAUAACCGAAGAAGCUGAUAAGAGUAACAAAAGAGUAACACAGGUAACUGAGCAGUUAGAUGCAGCACAGGCUGCAAAUUCUGAGUUAGAGGCUGAACUGAGAAGGUUGAAAGUGCAGUCAGAUCAGUGGAGAAAAGCUGCUGAAGCAGCUGCUGCUAUGAUUUCUGCUGGGAACAAUGGAAAGUUUGUGGAGAGAACUGGCUCACUUGACAGUAGCUACAAUACUAUUAGUGCUAAGAUGAGUUCUCCUUAUUCAGAAGACACAGAUGAUGAUUCACCCAAGAAGAAAAAUACCAACAUGCUGAAGAAGAUUGGAGUAUUGUGGAAGAAGAAUCAUUAAUGUAUAUGCUGGUAUUCUGUGGUAUGUUCACCAUUAAGCAAUCCUUGGGGGACAUUUUCCGUAAGAAGAUAUCGUAACACUAUUUUGAGGUUAAGGAUUUGGAGUAAUAUUUUGAAGUUGCUGAGAUUUAGAAGUUCCAAUUACUUGCUGCUUGCUAUGGCUUUGUAAUUGUGCAGUGAGUGUUCAUAAUAUAGACCAGUCUUACGUGUACUUGUUCUUUCUACAAAUUUUCAUGUUAUCACAUUCCUAGACCUAGUAAGUAUUAGUGUAACAAACCCAACUCUAGGGUGAAAGUUGUUUCAAUCUUGUUACCUGAGACUUGUUAUUUCAAUAUUGUUGGUGGCAUCUAGCA